AAUUUUGCACUUAUUUCCACAACACUCCUCUUUUCUAAACAACCACCAUCCUCAACUCCUCGUACGUCCUCGUCGACAAACUUGCCGUGCUCAUCGUCUUAUUAUUUCUCUAGCUCAAUACUCAUCCUCAACUCAUAUAAUAAUGCCUGAAUCGCGUGAGGACUCUGUCUACCUCGCUAAGCUCGCUGAGCAGGCUGAGCGUUAUGAAGAAAUGGUUGAGAACAUGAAGCGAGUGGCGUCGUCUGACCAGGAGUUGACUGUCGAAGAGCGCAACCUUCUAUCUGUCGCAUACAAGAACGUCAUUGGUGCACGCCGUGCAUCGUGGCGCAUCGUCUCUUCGAUCGAGCAGAAGGAGGAGUCCAAGGGUAACGAGGCUCAAGUAGCCAUGAUUAAGGGUUACAGGGAGAAGAUCGAGGGCGAGCUCGCCAAAAUCUGCGAGGACAUCCUCGACGUCCUUGACAAGCACCUAAUCCCCUCCGCUGCUUCUGGCGAGUCGAAGGUGUUCUACCACAAGAUGAUGGGUGACUACCACCGUUACCUCGCAGAGUUUGCCACCGGCGACAAGCGCAAGGACAGCGCAGACAAGUCCUUGGGUGCCUACAAGGAUGCAUCGGAAGUUGCUGUCACUGAGCUACCGCCCACGCAUCCCAUCCGCCUUGGUCUUGCACUCAACUUCUCCGUGUUCUACUACGAGAUCCUGAACAGCCCCGACCGUGCCUGCCACCUUGCCAAGCAAGCCUUUGAUGACGCGAUUGCUGAGCUUGAUACUCUCUCGGAAGAGAGCUACAAGGAUUCGACCCUCAUCAUGCAACUAUUACGGGACAACCUCACCCUCUGGACUUCAGACAUGCAGGAUUCAGAGAAACCAGAUACAAAAGACGAGGCCGAGGCUGCAGGCGACGAUUAGAGGUUCGCCUUUGUCUUUUCUGAUCUUUAUAUCUGGUUACCCAGCUGCUAUCUCGCAUCGGUGCGACGUCCGAUAGUUUGGGUCCUUGACACUUCAUUUGCAUUUCCUCACCUCUCGCAUCGUCCUCAUUUUCGUAUGUUCCUUUAUUAUCCGUAGUCAUACUUGCGGCCUUGCCUUGUCACGUAGCCUCUAGGGGCAAACAAAGAUAUUAUGAAACUCCCUCUAUCAA
Suillus clintonianus is the source of this 1136-nucleotide messenger RNA. RefSeq names its product 14-3-3 protein. Gene Ontology annotation, biological process: signal transduction. The transcript has 5 exons. The record is from RefSeq and is a predicted model, not a curated record. The coding region runs from base 143 to 907 and encodes 254 amino acids. Gene Ontology annotation, cellular component: cytoplasm. Lineage: Eukaryota; Fungi; Basidiomycota; Agaricomycetes; Boletales; Suillaceae.